This is a messenger RNA of Diplodia corticola, 2109 nucleotides long. RefSeq names its product urea active transporter. Gene Ontology annotation, molecular function: urea transmembrane transporter activity. Gene Ontology annotation, cellular component: plasma membrane. NCBI's taxonomy places the organism in Eukaryota, Fungi, Ascomycota, Dothideomycetes, Botryosphaeriales, Botryosphaeriaceae. The record is from RefSeq and is a predicted model, not a curated record. Bases 1 to 2109 code for a protein of 702 amino acids. Gene Ontology annotation, biological process: urea transmembrane transport. The transcript has 9 exons.
AUGGCCGUGGAUAUCUCAGCCAGAGACGGCUCGAGCAGUGAAGCUCUCGCGCCUCCGCUCUCGCAAGCCGUUGGGUACGUUGUCGUCGUGGUGGUUGGCUUGAUUAUCGCUUUUGGAAUGGUCUUCGUGACUAGGAUUCUGAAGAAGACGGUUGGCGAAGACAACGAGAAGACGGAAGUAUUCAUGACGGCCAACCGUUCCGUGACUCGAGGCCUUACCUCCUCGGCCGUCAUCUCGUCCUGGCUCUGGAGCACUGCGAUGCUCGGGUCUUCGUUGGUCGGGUACCAGUACGGCGUUUCCGGACCAUUCUGGUUUGCGGCAGGAUGCAGCCCUAUGAUUGUCUUCUUCGCUGUUUUGGGAAUCUCCUGCAAGAGAAAAAUCCCUGAAGCCCAUACCUUGCUCGAAAUUGUUAGAAUCCGGUACGGGAACAUUGCCCAUGUCGUUUACAUGGUGCUUUGCUUGCUGAACAACCUUUUUGCCUGCGCGAACAUGCUCUUGGGCGCUUCUGCCGUUAUAACUGCCAUGACUGGCAUGCAUGUCAUAGCGGCAACAUUCCUCCUCCCGGUUGGAGUCGCGCUUUACACAUUCGUCGGUGGCAUCAAAGCAACCUUCCUGACGGAUUACCUCCACACUUUCACAAUUCUCAUCAUCCUCUGCUUCUUCACCGUCAAGGCUUUCACCGUUGAGGAAAUCGCUUCACCCUCUCACCUCUUUGAAAUCCUCCAGCAGGCCGGGUUCCGUCAUCCGGUUUCCGGAAACCACGAUGGCUCGUACUUGACCAUGACCUCCAAAGGUGGCAUCCUCUUCGGCAUCAUCCACAUCUGCGCCAACUUCGGCCUGGUCAUCAUGGACACCAGCUUCUUCAUCAAAGCCUUCGCGGCCUCCCCCUCCGCCGUCGUCCCCGGCUACGUCAUCGGCGGCAUCGCCUACUUCGCCAUCCCCUGGGCGCUCGGCACGCUCGCCUCCUCCAUCGUCCUCGGCCUCGAGCCCUCACCGCUCUUCCCGACCUACCCCCGACGCAUGACAUCCACCGAAGUCUCCAACGGGCUCGUCCUCCCCUACGCCUUCAUCCUCGUCGCCGGGCGCGGCGCCGGCGCCGCCUGCGUCCUCCUCAUCACCUUCAUGGCGGUGACGUCGACGCUCUCCGCCCAAGUCAUCGCCGUCAGCAGCAUCCUCGCCUUCGACGUCUACCGCACCUACAUCCGCCCCCGCGCCACCGACGCCGACGUGAUCCGGUGGUCGCACUACGGCGUGGUGGGGUUCGCGGCGUUCGCCGCCGCCUUCAGCACGAUGCUGCACUACGUCGGCAUCGACCUCGGGUGGACGCUGUACAUGCUGGGCAUCAUCACGUGCCCGGGCAUCUUCCCCACCGCGCUCGCCAUCCUCUGGCGCGGCCAGUCGCGGGCGGCGGCGGUGCUGGCGCCGACGCUGGGCAUGGCGACGGGGAUGGCGGUGUGGUUGGGGACGGCGAGGGCGCUGUACGGCGGGGUGGGGAUCGCGUCGACGGGGGCGACGCUGCCGUGUCUGUAUGGGACGGUGGCGGCGACGGUGGCGCCGUUGCCGAUCAGUUUGGUGGUGACGGCGGUGACGGGCGGGCAGGGGUGGGAGUGGAGCGAGUUCAGGAAGGUGUCGUUGGCGUUUGAGGUGAGGGCGAGUGGGAGGGAUGCCGGGUUGGAGGAGGCGGUGGAGGGAGGGGAGGGGGAGGAGGAGGCGGGGAGGAGGCUGAAGAGGUGGGGGAGGAUAGCGGCUUGGUGGGCGGUGGCGACGUUCUUGGGGCAUUGGGUGUUGUGGCCGUUGCCCAUGUAUGCGGCCAAGUAUGUGUUUGGGGAGAAGUUUUUCGUGGCGUGGCUCGUCGUGGCCAUCGUCUGGCUGUGGGGGACGCUGCUGGUUGCGGGAUUCUACCCGCUGGUCGACGGCCGCGACCAGAUUGCGGCUGUGUGGAAGGGGCUUCGGUCCGGUUCUGGGAGCAAAGGCAGUUCGACAUCGACCAGUGAUGGCGAAGGCAAUGGCACGGAUGGGCCGAGGUCGACAACGCAGCAAUCGCCGGGGACAACGAAGGAUGAGAGCUCGCUUGACGUCGUUGCGAAGGCCGAAGCAUUGGAAAAGUAA